Molecule: messenger RNA, 1230 nt
Organism: Diabrotica balteata
Lineage: Eukaryota; Metazoa; Arthropoda; Insecta; Coleoptera; Chrysomelidae
Source: the annotation of a GenBank genome assembly
AUGAGUGGCAAGUAUAAGGGUGUUCAGGCUCAUAUUUUAAAAUCAAACCCUCUGGCUGUGGACUCACCAUGUGGAUGCCACAGUUUGAACUUAUGUGGAGUAUGCGCUGCUGAGAGUGGUACUGAAGCACACACUUUCUUUAAUGUUGUUCAGAAUCUGUACAAUUUAUUCAGUUGCAGCCCAAAAAGAUGGGAGCUUCUGAAAAAGAUAGUAGGAUCUUCAGUGCACUCAUUGUCUGAUACGAGGUGGAGUACUAGAGUAGAAUGUGUGAAACCAAUAGCGGCACACAUAGGCAAAAUCAUUGAGGCAGUUUCAUCAUUGUUGAAUCUUAACGUAACUGUUGAAAUGAGAGCCGCAAUCAAUGAGGUUUUAGAAUAUCUUAAUACCUUCAAGUGCAUCCUCAUGGCGUCAAUUUGGGUGAAAGUGUUGGUACCCAUCAACUACAGAAGUCAACUACUUCAAACUAUGGACGCUACUUUGGAUGUUGAGAGUAGUAAUAUAGAGAGCCUAAUUGAUGAUUUAAGUGCCUUAAGAAAUAACUGGGACAAGAUAUUGUCUGAAUGCAAACAUGUUGCAAAUGCUUAUGGUAUCGAACCGGAACUCUCCACUUCCCGUGCAAGAAAGAGGAAGACUUUUCACGAUGAAACAGCUACAGAAGGUGUAAUGUUAAAUUUAUCCCCGGAAGAACGCUUCAAAACAGAAGUUUUUUACAUAAUAAUUGAUGUUUUGGUGGCCAACCUGAAAACGAGGUUCACAGCACUGAGAGAAAUCGAAAUGAAAUUUUCAUUUUUAUGGAAGUAUAACGAAAUGGACGAGAAUACGAUCUCAGAAAGUUGUGUAAGAUUCGCCGAAGAGUACAAUUCAGAUGUAAGCAGGGAUCUAGUUGAUGAAAUGAUUUACUUGAAAACUGUUAGUAAAUCAAAAAUCUCAGAUACGUCGCUGAAACCAGCAAAACUUUUGAACAAGCUCGUGUCCCUUAAUGUGACAAAUCUUUUCCCCAAUGUGUGCAUUGCUCUUCGCAUGUUCUGUUGCCUACCAGUAUCCGUUGCUCAGGCCGAGAGAUCAUUUAGUGUUUUAAACCGAAUUAAGAAUUGUUUAAGAUCUACUAUGGGUCAAAAACGAUUAUCUGAUUUGGGACUGUUAAGCAUAGAGUCGAAACUUGCAAAAACUCUUGACUUCGACAACGUGAUCCAAAACUUUGCUGAUAUGAAAGCAAGAAAAGUGUUGUAA